Hyaloscypha bicolor E is the source of this 1256-nucleotide messenger RNA. RefSeq lists its product as uncharacterized. Bases 314 to 1051 code for a protein of 245 amino acids. The transcript has 2 exons. The record is from RefSeq and is a predicted model, not a curated record. NCBI's taxonomy places the organism in Eukaryota, Fungi, Ascomycota, Leotiomycetes, Helotiales, Hyaloscyphaceae.
AUUUGAGCCGACAAGUUCGCUUGAAGAAAGUGACAUACGAGCCUCAUUCAGUGAGGACAUGCUAUCUUACCUAAAAGUACAUAAGCCAAGCCAAAGGAAGUUAGCCAGCAGCAACCAUCACUGCAGGACAGAAAUUGGAAAUCUCCUCCAAGAAUCUGGAUGAAAUAUCCUUUUGUCUUGAGCUUCUCGUCCAAUUUAUAUCGCCGUCAAGCGAAACUCGAAACUCAAAUUUUCACUUCCAGCACUUCGCAACAAGAGAGCGAACGGAACGCAACCCCACAGAGGAACGGGAGGCAAAAAAGAGACAUAAAUAAUGGCAGAAGACAUCAUCGAGUUGGGCAUCGAGGGAAUUGAUAAAUUGGUCGACAAACAUUUUCACAAGGUACCAGAUAAGCUUGUUGACAAGCAUACGUACCAUCCUCAUUGUCGAGCACGUGGAAGUGGGGAGAGGAGGAGGGACGAGGAGGGGGAAAGUUCUGCCAGUGGCGGUGAUGUCGCACACGAUCCAAGGCCCAGGGAGUCAUACCAACAUCAAAGAAUGAGCAGGCCGUCGGACGCGAGUGGGUACGGGCAUGAAUACUCAGCUCCGGACGGCUACGGGUAUGGAUACUCGCCACCGACUCCGAAGAGACUAGGUCCAGAUCCUCAAGAUAGUAGGGGAAUGCGAAGGCGGGAGUGGUUGGCAAGGCGGAGUAGUUCGCAGCCGGGAGGAGUCAGAGAAAGAGAAAGAGAUAGAGAGAAGGGAGGGGAGAAGAGGAGGAAAAGAAGGAGAAGUCUUAGUAACGAUAGAGGAAGAUAUACCGCGAAAUCAGGAAGUGGAGGAGGGAACGGAUCAGGGAAGACUGAGUCAGUGGUGCUGACCCUACUUGGGAUUGCGGCGGGCGGUUUGGCGGGAGUGGCAGCCAGCGGAGUUAUCGGCGCGAUGGAGAAGAAAAGAGAUGGAAGAGAUAGAGGAGAAAAUAUGAGAGAAGAUGAGAAGGGGAGAAGCAGUGGUGGUCGUCGUAUUCAAUCGGCUGAGAGACAGCGGACAAAAGGAGGAGGAAGGAGAUGAAUGGAUGGAAUGGAAGAUUUGGAGGGCUCAGAUGACACAUUCGAAGGCAGCCACGCCCAAAGGAAAAUUCAGGCGUCGGGUGUGUGGUGAUUUGAUUCAGGUUCUGCAUUAAGGACGAUGCUGCAGCGCUGUGGCUCCUGAAAUGCCCUCGCUAGCCACACCCCUGAAUCGCGAAUGGGGCAAUCGAACUUCACAUAUUAGCGGA